Messenger RNA from Polistes dominula (European paper wasp), 8211 nucleotides. It is a transcript of the gene mam, whose product is annotated as neurogenic protein mastermind. Gene Ontology annotation, molecular function: transcription coactivator activity; sequence-specific DNA binding. The record is from RefSeq and is a predicted model, not a curated record. Gene Ontology annotation, biological process: positive regulation of transcription by RNA polymerase II; Notch signaling pathway. Gene Ontology annotation, cellular component: chromatin; nuclear speck; Set3 complex. Lineage: Eukaryota; Metazoa; Arthropoda; Insecta; Hymenoptera; Vespidae.
GUAAGAGAAAGAGAAAGAGUGAGUGAGUGAGUGAGUGAGAGGCUAGAAGGGUAUUGCGAAAAGAGGAGGGAGGAGGUGGAAAGAUUUCUGGGCACGCGCAGUCCACCUGCUAGCAUGUAGUGGCACGCGCCGUACCAACCCUUCUCCAUCAGCAUCACCAGCACCACUACACCACUAACAGUACUACCACCAUCAAGAACGGUAGCAGUAGCAGCAGCAGCAGCAGCAACAGCAGCGGCACAGCCGCUAGCAUCGUUUGGCCCUCUCCACCUAACCAACCAACCUCUACCUCUCUUUCCACCAGUGUUCUGUUAGUGCGACGACGGCAGAGUCGAACACUCCCUCCCUCGUCGCGGCGCGGCGCGGCGCGGCGCUUCGUUCUCCUCCACGGCCGUCGCGCCGUUUCUCCCACCCUCUCCCCCUGAACGUUCCUCCCUCCGGAACGGUCCCCUCGCGCGUGCCGCGCGGGAGUCAAUCGCUCGUGGACUUCGACGAGGCGAGCACACGCGGUGGCUCUCCUUUCUCUCUUCUCUUUCUUCUCUCCUCUCCCGACGUCGUUCGUGCGUGACGUUUUCGACGUGAAAAAAAAAAGAACACAAAAAAGUAAGAGAAAGAAAAUAGUACGAUCGACGUCGUUCGCCGCCGUGUCUCUUUUGACGUUUCACUCUUUCUCUCUCUCUCUCUCUCUUUCUAUCUCUUUCUCACUUACUCUCAAUCUUUUUCUUCUUUUUCGAUGAUUCCUCUCUUCAUAUCCCUGACAAACUCUUAGGUGUUUCUUUUAAUUGGUUGUAGUAGUAAUUCUUCGAUGUAGCCGCAUAGGUGAAAAAGAAGAUAAAAGAUCGAUAAAGGAAAUAAAUAAAUAAGUGUUUGAAAUUAAAAAAUUGGAGUGGCGAAAAGAAGAUUAUUUCUGUCGAUAAGGUGUGAAGCAAAGAAAAUAAUAAGAAAAAAGAAAGAAAGAAAGGGGGAGAAGAAGGAAGAAGAAACAGAGAAUUACGAAGUAGUAGGAAAAAGUAGGAGAGAGAGCGUACGGCAGGCACGAGCGUAGCCGGCCGAUGUUCGCGUAUGAAAGAACCCGGUCGGCCUCUUCCGCCUUCUCCUCCUCAUCCUCUCGCGAGAGCACCGCGAGGAGGGAAACGUCAUCGAUUAGGAGAAGUUUUAUCUAAGAGCCGAGACCGGUGUGUGGAGGAGAAUAACGACGAGGAGGACGAGGACGACGGUGAAGACACAGUCCUCGUCUGUUAAACGUUCUUUUUCCUCUCGCGAUCCUCUCGAAGAAAAUAAAAGGGAAGAAAGACUCUGGAUUGUUUGAAAGAAGAAAAGUCAGCCAGCCAGUUGUUCGUUGCGGUCCGUGGAUUACUUCGAGUCUCUUUGCUGGAGAAGAACGCAUUCGAGUGGGCCGGCCGAUGCCCGCUGAUCCGCCGCCGCAGACUUUUUCCGUUCGUUCGUAUCCGCCGUAGUGGAAAAGAGGCAGGGAGAGAGGGAGAGGACAAGUACACUUUUCUUGAUCGUUAUUCCGCGCAACGAACGUUUAUUCAUCGACUCAUCGUUCUUCUCUUUCUCUCUCUCUCUCUCUCUCUGUCUGUCUUGCUUUCGCGUUCUCGCAAAACCACCUGUUGACGAUUUACGAGGGAAAAUCUACGUCGUUCUACCUUAUGAAACGUCAUUGUUAUCGUCUUUUGACCAUUUUCUUUCCAGAAGGAUCCGGAAAAUGAUUAAUUCAACUUAAAUACAAGACGUCAUUCCAAAGAACGUGUGCUAAAAACAAUCUCGAUCAUAGUGUUGUUUAAAUAUCUUGACUAUUAUAACACGUGAAAGAACAAAAAAAAAUAAACAUUGUCUCCUAUUCCUUAUGAUUUGAUUUGUUUUCGAUUGAUCGAAACGUGUCGUUAAAAAGAGGAGAGAGAGAGAGAGGAAGCCAAAGCGCAGCAGCAGCAGCAACAGCAACAGCAACAGCAACAGCAACAGCAGCAGCUGUCCCUUUCGUCUGACUCGGAGAGUACAGUGUACUCUCGUUGCAUCGGAGUGUGUUUUUCUAUGUCAAUGUUAUCCGCCCGUUGACGUGAUAUCGGUCAGUUACAUCGGCGCUGCCUGAAAAACUUCUCGGUGUCAACGGGGUCACGGAACGUUCUGUGUUGAUUACAGACACUCUGUGAAACGCCUUUCGGACAGGUCCGUUCUCUUUCUCUGUCGUUAUUAUGCAUUUUUUGUUCUGUUAAAUGAUAAAACGAACAAUCAAAAAUUCUUGAAAGAAAAGAAAAAGGAGGAAGAAGAAGAGAGAGAGACGAAAACGAUUAAUCAAUCCUUUCUACGAAAUCUCCAAAGACGAUCGAUUCAAAGUGAUAGCUAGUCAAAUAAUAAAUAAUUAAGAAUAAGAAUUAAAGUGACAUUUCCAAAGAGGAAAUUGAAACUUUUUCGAAAUAUUUCUUUCGAAAAGAAAGAUAUAUAUAUAUAUAUAUAUAUAUAUAUAUAACACGAGUGAUUUUCGUUGUGUUAUUCGCUGACGACGACGACGAUAGCGUUAAACAAACUUCGACGACCUUCCGCGCACGUAGAACUUCGCCGGUAUCUGCAAGGUGAACCGAUAACGUUUUUGUAAUAAUAAUAUAUAAAGCCAUUGAGAUUGGACUUAUUCGAAAAACGAGCAUCAACAGUUAGCUCGUUAUUGUUCUUUCGAAUCAAUCGUGGUUAAUUUUAUUCUCUUACAUUUUUCUUUUUUUUAAUUAAAUCACAUCGAUACGCGAAGUGUGGGGAAAAAAAAACAAGGAGAAAUUACGAAAACUCUCAUAAACUUUCGUUAUAGUGAAGAAAAAAAAGUGCUGUAGUAACGCAUAAAUUUGUGUGGAUAAGCUCGCUGGAAGAGCAACCAAAAACAAGUCAUUAAUCAUUAAAAAUUCAUUAAACUUAAUUAGAAAAAAAAAAGUAGUGAACUGUGGACAGUGCAUUUGAAAAAAAGGGAGAAAAAUAGUGCAUCGAACAAAAAAAAAAGAAAAGAAAAAAAGAUUAAGAAAAGUGAUCGAACGAGAAUAAACAUCGUGUGAUCGAAAGAGGGUAUGGUGGGACCGGCACAACCAGGGCCUUAGGCCCGGGUGGCCGACCUCUCAAAGAAGAAUCUUAUAUCUGACCCGUCAAUUUGCACCAUUAAGCUGCCUGGAAUGAUGCAGAAAUUCUUAAAGAGAACCGCCGAGGAGUUGGAGGCAAGCGGUGCUGGUGGCACCGAUGGAGGAUUUGGCGAACCACCGGUGAAAUUGCAAUGUACCCAAGCGCAGCAUCAACAUACAGGUCAACUUACGAAUAAUGGUGGUGGCGGAGGAGGAGGUGCAGGAGGUGGUGGACCUCAUCUUGGUCACGGUCAGCAUCAAGCUGGAAGUGGUACGAAUUCGACGGGUCCGAAUGGACCAGGUAGCGGUGCUACUGCUGGUGGAGGCAACGGUGGCAAUAAUGUCAGCGGUGGAAGCGGUGGUACAGCUACAAACGAAGGUCUGACUAAAUUCUCCGUCGAAAUUGUGCAACAAUUGGAGUUCACCACCUCUGUAGCCAAUUCUCAAGCACAACAAAUAUCGACGAAUGUGACGGUGAAGGCGUUGACGAAUGCUUCCGUUAAAAGUGAUUUAUUAAAUUCAUCUUCACCUAAACCAGAUCCGACCGGUGCUGGGGCUGGAAGUGGGAACGGUGCCGGAGGAAGUGGUGGAAACGGAAGAACGCAACCUGGAGCUGGUGGAGUUGGUGUACCUUCUGGGCCAGUUGGAGGAACCGCGACAGGUAGCUCCGAUGCAAUUGGUUGCGUAGACAUUUCUAAUCUCGUAGAAUGCAAACAAGAACCUGAUAACGGAUUUGUCGAUUUAGAGCAAUGUGCUGCUGCUUUGGAGAAGGACGCUGCGGUUAACGGAGCAGGAUUUCCAGGUUUUUCUGACUUUAUGGGUGAUGACACAGGCGAUGAGAUUAUUGCAUCAGACGCUUUUAAAGAUCUCCUUUCGGAAAUAUCAGAAUUUAAUUCCGAAUUAUUAAAGGACUUUGAUUUUGAGGACAAAUGCGUCGACACGAUUGGAUGUAAUACAGGUGUUCCUGUGAAUAAUGCUGUGAACAAUUCUAUUGCCACCGCAGUAGCCGCUGUAGCUAAUGGAAAUAAUCCCAAUAACAAUGGUAUGCCGCCAAACAAUGGCCAAAUUAAGAUUGAAGACGACAAGGAUGUGAUACAUCAUCAACAACAGCAACAACAGCAACAGCAACAACAACAACAACAGCAGCAACAACAGCAACAACAACAACAACAGCAACAACAGCAACAACAACAACAGCAACAGCAACAGCAACAUGGAAACGGCGCUAAUAAUAACGGCGUGAACAACGGUACAAACGCUAAUAACGGUAACGCAAUGCCUGCCAAUUCAAGUCCAAGUGCGCUCGCUUCGUCGCAAUAUUCUCCAGCUCGUCUACCUUAUGGAGGCUUGGAUUUCAAAUCUGAAAUGAGUCCGGCAGCUCAGACGUUGAAGCAAAUGGCCGAACAACAUCAACAUAAAAGUCAGCAGCUUGGACUGGGCGGUUUCAAUCCGACAGCAGCGGCGGCCGCAGCUGCGGCUGCUGCUAGAGGACCUGCGACUAGAUCACCGUACGCAGAAUUUCCUCAAUUUACUGGAGCAUCAGAUUAUUUGGGUAGUCCAGGAAGUACAGCACCUCCAGGUGGACAAAAUCAAACUCCGGGAACUGGUACAGGCUCGUAUCACAAGAACAAUGGCGCAACCGGGUUCCAAAGUCAACAAACGAACGACAUGUUCGUCAACUCCCAAACGCAAUUUGCCGGCGGCUUGCCAGACAUGAAGAGAUCGCAACCAAAUGCUGGUGGAAAACCGAGUAUGCUAGGGCCAAGCAGUGGAUACAAACAACAGUAUUCUCCCUACGGAAGUCCAGGCUCAAUGCCGAAUCACGGUAGUCCUGGAUACCCAUUACCUCCAAGAGGAUCACAGAGUGGUGGUCCCAAUCAAACCGGAUCUCAAGGACCAUUUAGUAAUUCAACGCCACCUAGACCUCCCUCAGGACCUGGCACUUCAUCAUUGCAAAUCAACCAAGCUCAACAAUUGCAUAUUAACAAUCCGGCACAUCAGAUCCAGGUAUCUGCGGGUCAACAUAUGCAACUCACUGGAGAUUUAAAAACUGGAGUAUCCGUGGCUGCUCAACAGGGCAUAUAUUUUAGUCAACAACAGGCACCCAAUCAAUCGGGACCCAGCCAAGCAGAUACUUACUGCUCAGUGUCGCAAUCACAGACCAUUAACUUCACUCAGCAAAGUAUAAGACAAAGAGCUGCUGCUGCUGCCGCUGCUGCUGCUGCGGCUGGUAGCGUUCCUCAAACCGGUGCUGCUACCAGUGCUCGCGGUCAUCCUCAGCAGGUCCCACAAAAUCAAGUGGACCAACAUCAGCAUGCCAAGAUCAUGCAGCAGCAGAUGAUGCGCGCCCAGCAGGUAACUCGGACGAACAUUUAUUCUAACCAGGCUAUGCAACAACAACAGCAUAUGACAGGAGGUAUAGGAGCCGUACGUCCACCUCCCCCAGAAUACAAAGCCGCAGCACAAGCACAAAUGAUGCACGCUGGCAUCGGAAUGAGUCAACAAGCUAGAUUUCCGAAUCCUGGACCUAUGCGCAGAGUUACGCAGCAACCGAUGCCACCUUCUGGUCCGAUGAUGAGGCCACAAAUGGCACAGCAACAACAACAGCAGGCAUUGCACGCAGCUGGGGGUAACAUGUAUAUGAGUAGCGGCAAUAUGGCUACUAUAAGCAGUAUGCAUCAGAUGCACCAGCGAUUGGGUUAUCCUAGGACCAAUAAUCAACGGCCGCCGAACGUCAGUGUCGGACCUCCAGACGGUCUUGGCAAUAAUAUUACUGGACGUAACAACCUACCAGAAUGGAGACACGUUUUGUUGAAUCAGCAACAAGGAUUUCAAGCUCAAAUGCGAUCACAAUUCAAUCAACAAAGUCAUCAAGGUGGUUUUGGAAUGGGUGGUACUGGUGGUAUGCAGAUAAACGCAGCACAGAUGCAACAUCAACAACAACUGAUACGUUCGCAAAGCAAUGCCAUUGCUAAUCAGGGAAUCGCCAAUAACGCCCAGAUGCAACAACUUCUUUCGCAACAACACCAGCAACAAACUUUGUCGAUGCAGCAGAAUAAUAAUCAAAUGUCCUUACAAAUGCAGAUGUCACAAUCGUCUAACGUUAAUCAAGUUUCCAACAGUGGUACUGGCUCCCCUCUUCAUCCGCACCAACAGUACGGGACGGGGAGUCAAGCAGUUCGCACACUUAGCCAACAGCAUGCUCAACCACCGCCAACAACCACGGAUCCUUCCGUGGCAGCGGCUGAUUUUAGUCUUGAGUUUUUGGAAAAUCUACCCGCAGGAGACACAUCAAACUUCAGCGCUCAAGAAUUGCUUAAUUCGCUCGACUCCACAGCAGCCUUCAACCUCGAUAUUCUAUAAAAGUAAACUCACCUUUAGGAGUCUUUGAUAUAUAAGCGCUACAAUCGAACACCCCUACUUUACUUCGAACUUAUAAUAACGCAUAUAACAUCAAAGGAUUUUCGGAUAGUGACGAAGUAAAAAGAACAUAAGUCGUAUUAAGUAUUUUACAAAGCAAGAUGCAGAGUUUCUUUUGAAACUACACAUGUGCAAUUGCAUUCCACUUGUUAUUCUUUGUUCCUAUCAUACCAUUUGAGCCUUGUUACUUUCUUUAGAAUCUCAUCGAUACGAUCAUUUUCUCAAAGGCUUUUUCCAACUUUCUCGAUCACUAUCUGAAAUUUAUUCAUAUAUUCGAUUCCUAUCAGAUUUUCCAUUUUCACAGCUUUCUUCAUCGAACGAUGUGUGUCUAAAUACACUGAUAAAUUUCUUCGUAGGGGUGUAUACGAUUUGAUCAUUAGAAAUACUUAUUUUUUAUGCAUAAGCAUAUUCAUAACGAAUGCACGAAACUGGGUAGUAGUACCUAUAGUAAAAUUUUGUUUCUCACGAUAAUCACGACGUCUCUCGAUAGGAGAGGAAGAAGAAGAUACGAAGUAUGAUUAACGUAAGAAUAAUGAAAAGAUAAAGAAAGAGAGAGAGAGACAUUGUAAUGAAAAUCGUAGAGUAUCGUUGAUCUUAAGUAUUUAAAAAGUAAAUUACGUCGCAAAUCGAUGACGAUUAGAUAACUUGGGUCGAUUGUGUCGUCCACUAUCGGCCGUAGUGCGUUUUCGGCAGCUCUUUCGGCUGUCAACUAUUCUUCUAGGCAAUCGCGUUUAGUAAAAUUUAAUUUUUUAUCAUAUCCGUUAAUAAGAAUAAUAAAAAACGAAAGGAACAAGAUUAGUAGCGUGGAACAUCAAGGGGCGGCCAAAUAAUCCGUCUAAGUAUCAUUCGUUUUCUGACUUUUCUCAUUUUUUAACGUAGUUUCUUUGUCAAUAAAUGUGCAAAAGCCCGAUAUUGCAAAUUUAAAAUCGGAUCUUAUUGCAAUUGGGACACGAAAGUUUGUAAAUACAUAGACUUAUUAUCACAUUUAGAUAAUUCAAAUAAUUUUUUAUUUCAAUUCAUUAACAAAUGUUUCAAUCGAAAUCGGCAGCUCAAUUUCAAACAUUAUUUUUUCGUUUUGUUCUGUAUUUAAAUGUUUUAAUUUGUGACUUUGCAUUAUAAUUAAGCAUUAAAAUUUAUCUCCAAAGAAUCCCGAAGAACUUUAAAAAUUCCCGUACCCAACGCGAACCCGUAAUUAGGAUUAAUCCGCAAACGCUUAUUUUGCAGCUUAAUAAAAGAAAGAAAGAAAAAAUAAAAAGAUAGAAUACGAGACAAAUUAUUAUAUAAAAUAUGAAAAAUGCAUUUUUAAAAAUUAAUCCGUCAGAUUGAACUCGCGCAUGUAUUUCUGAAAAUAAUUUAUUUAAUCCAAACAAGUUUGACGUCGUUUUAAGUCUGAGGACGAUGAAUAAAGUGUUGAGUGCUCACGUCGACGACGCUAAUCCGACUUCGACGAGCAUUCCACGAAGGAUAAAAUUGCUGCCCUUGAUCUUCCACGUGAACGUAUGCUGAGUGAGUGAUUAAUAAAAAAAAAAAAUAAAAAUAAAAAUAAAAAUAAAAAUAAAAAACAGACGAAAAUCAUGUUAGGCAAAAAGAAAAUUGGAUUGAAUGAUCAAAGUUACUUAACCGAACCUAGUCCAUCGCGGUAUCCGUUAUUUUCUCAACAAAAUCAUGCAAAAAAAAAAAAAACAAACAAAAA